This is a messenger RNA of Aspergillus sclerotioniger CBS 115572, 2388 nucleotides long. Its product is annotated as CeGAL family transcription factor. The coding region runs from base 7 to 2388 and encodes 793 amino acids. The transcript is spliced from 5 exons. Gene Ontology annotation, molecular function: zinc ion binding; DNA-binding transcription factor activity, RNA polymerase II-specific; DNA binding. The record is from RefSeq and is a predicted model, not a curated record. Gene Ontology annotation, biological process: DNA-templated transcription; regulation of DNA-templated transcription. NCBI's taxonomy places the organism in Eukaryota, Fungi, Ascomycota, Eurotiomycetes, Eurotiales, Aspergillaceae.
AGGAAGAUGGCAAUUCCCAGAUUGGCCGAAGGUGCGGAGUCUACUUUCUCAGCUCCGGGCAGGUUCCACCGUCGCCACGUGAGUCGAGCUUGUGAAUCCUGCAGGCAAAGGAAAACAAAGUGCACGGGGGAUAAGUCUGGCUGUCGCAAUUGCCGGGAGGCAGGCAUUAUUUGCUGUUAUACAGACGGCAAAAGAGAGAAAUCCAAGAGGCAGUUGGCUAGCCUAGAAGCAAAGAUACAGACCUAUGAAGAUGUUCUGAAGAACCUGAGCAGCCGAUUUGGAAUCACCAAUGAACAGCUGAUGAACUUGGCAUUGACAGAAGGGUCCACUAGCCAGGCCUUGCAAUCUGAUAUGCGAACACCUUUCCCUGAAGACAAGAGGCUUCUCUACGCCUCUAACCCCGAACUACCGUUGUUUGUCGAUCCUGCUUACUGCGUUGAUUACAUCAAAGAGGACUUCAACAAAGACGAAGUCUCCCAAGCCACAGGUUUCAUCGGUCAAAGCUCCGAAAUAUCGUGGAUACAGAAUUUAAGCAGAGAGCUCAACCGUGGGUUGGAAACUGCUAAGUCCGGCGAGACCAUGCAGCAAUCCUUACCGGAACUCGGCGGGGGCAUUAUAUCCACUUCGAAUUACCAUCUGGAUUAUCAAGAGAUGCCCAUUGUCGAGCGACCGGAGGCUUAUGCACUACCCUCAAAGGAUAUUGCUACAAAGCUCUAUAAGACAUAUCUAGAUUGGGUGCACCCUUCUUUUCCAAUUAUCGGGACCACACCAUUCGGACCACAGUUCCAAGCAUUCUUCAGCAACCCCACUUUGCGCCCAGGAAAUAAGUGGCUGGCAAUCCUAAACCUGAUUUUUGCAAUAGCUGCAAGGUACGCUUACAUAUCUGAAGUGGACUGGUCAUUAACGAAAGAUGACCACUGCGUGUACUUCUCGAGAGCGAGAAUCUUGAGCAUGGAUGAUCGACAGUUCCAUCACCCUGACUUGCAGCAGUUACAAGUGGAGGGACUGACUGCUCUAUACAUGCUCGCAUUGGGUCACAUGAACCGGGCCUGGAGACUUUGUGGGAGCGCUGUUCAAGGAGCCCUCAGUCUUGGAUUGCAUCUACGCAAUAUAGGCGAGUUUGCCACUGACACUUCAAGAGAGAUCAGGUAUCGUGUAUGGUGGUCUCUUUACAUGAUUGAUCACCGGCUCGGCAUGAUUACUGGACGGCCUUCUUGCAUAGACGAUACUAUUCACACAACACCUUUACCAGUUCCCUUUGACGAGGAUGACUUUGGAAGAGAAGAAGUGAUAUUUUGGCUAAAGCGUACACCCGGAGCAGGUUUCAGUCAUCCAGGAGGUGUCGCAAGCUUACGAUUUGAUCCACAAGCCAAGCAGCCGAUGACUGCUUCGAAGGCAACGAACGCAGUUGCCAUUCCUUCCUGUGGAUCACUGUACUUCUUUCAUCUCAUUCAGCUUACUCUAAUUGCCAAAAGAAUGAGUUCCAAGCUCUACAAUCCCGGAGUGGUGCGCUCGUCUUGGUUAGGUAUCGAGUUCGCCAUACAAGGUCUAACAUCUGACCUUGAAUCCUGGCUCUUGAGUCUCCCUAAAGACUAUGAUUUCACGAAUACGCAGUCAUCACAAGUGACACAGUCGAUAGCUCAACAAAGAAUGAGUCUGGCCCUGUUGUUCUAUAGCACAAAAGUUGGUAUCACACGGCCGUGCCUCCGCCGUCUGAGCUCAGUCAACCAAGAUGCCAAAAUCCAAGACUUUUGUAAGAGAACAGCAGCUGAGUGUGUGGAGUCAGCCUGCCAUCUACUCAGAUUAUUCCCCGAGGAUCUUGAUGCAGCAACUUUGUACAAAAUGUCACCUUGGUGGUGUGUGUUGCACUUUCUCAUGCAGGCAACCACGGUUAUCUUGCUGGAGCUCGCAUUCGGUGCUCAGCACGUCCCCGAGAAAGUCUCAAUGGUUUCUAGGGCUGCUGAAAAGGCCCACGAGUGGCUCGGUAUACUGGCAAGGACUAGUAUGGCCUCGGAGAAAGCUCGCCUACUUUGCGAUGGGUUCAUACGCCGUAUUGAACUGAAUGCAGGUGUCAACACAUCUACUUAUUCAUAUGCUGAUCAUGGUGUUGGCAGUUCACAAGGUCAUGAAAUUCCUAUGGGGGACGAUUCUCUGUCGCCUUUGCAGCCAUCAAGUAUUAUCAAUGCUUCAUCUUCUACAUAUCAGACUCCGGGAAGUCUCGACUCUAUCAAAACGGACAGAGAUACCGCCGCUCAGACUCCAUACGAUGAUGCCCUUCCUGACGGUCUUCCUUAUGACCCAAGCAGCGGGCAGAUUAUAGGCUCAUUUUUCCCUUCCAGCCUAGGACUAGACUUUGAUGUACGUGACUAUGUCUUGGAAGACUUAUGA